CUCGCGCGCCGCCGUUGUGUUCGCUUCUCCGCCGCGGCUGUCGCAGUUUGAUCGGACUCGGCGGACCUGAAGGAAGUGCAGCCAUGGCGCAGGGGCUCAAAGCGAGAUUCGAGAACUUCCUCCACGAGAAGAACCUCAUGGCGAACUGCCUGGAGAAGCUGGAGGCGAAGACCGGCGUGAGCAGGACCUACAUCGCGCUCACUGUCAUCGGCGUCAUCGCGGUGUACCUGGUGUUCGGCUACGGAGCCUCGCUGCUGUGCAACCUCAUCGGCUUCCUCUACCCGGCCUACAUCUCGAUCAAGGCCAUUGAAAGUGCCACUAAGGACGAUGACACCAAGUGGCUCACCUACUGGGUCGUGUACGGACUCUUCAGCGUCGCCGAGUUCUUCGCCGACAUCUUCCUCUCCUGGUUCCCCUUCUACUACAUCGGAAAGUGUGCCUUCCUGGUGUGGUGCAUGGCGCCCUCGGCCUCCAACGGCUCCAUCCUGAUCUACACCCGCAUCAUCCGGCCGUUCUUCCUCAAGAACCAAACGCGCAUCGACGACGCGGUGAAGACGCUGCAGGACAAGGCGACGGAGGCCGCCGACAAGUUCAGGGACGAGGCCAAGAGAGCCACCGCCAACAUCAUGUUCGAGGAGAAGAAGAGCUCCUAGGAGAGAGGAGAGAGGCUCCGCCCUCAGGACGUUUGCUGAAGAAGAUCCUGUUACUCGUCUUCACCUGGUGGAAGUUACACGCGUCACACACAUCAAUCAUGUCAGCGCUUUACUUAGAGUUAACAGCACGCUGGCCCCCAUGACCUUUGACCUCUAUGACCUUUAUGAACCCAAUAUAACAACCCCCCCCCCCCCCCUGAAGUGGUGUCUUGUGCUUCAUAUGAGAAUGUUUCUCCUCUUCUAGUAGAUUGACUCUUUUAAUUCAGCGUUCUUAUUUAUGAAGAUAAUAAACGUGUCCAUGUGGAGUUUCA
Pseudoliparis swirei is the source of this 964-nucleotide messenger RNA. RefSeq names its product receptor accessory protein 5 (gene reep5). Lineage: Eukaryota; Metazoa; Chordata; Actinopteri; Perciformes; Liparidae. The record is from RefSeq and is a predicted model, not a curated record. The transcript has 5 exons. Bases 84 to 653 code for a protein of 189 amino acids.